Acanthisitta chloris (rifleman) is the source of this 843-nucleotide messenger RNA. RefSeq names its product cysteine/histidine-rich 1 (gene ZFTRAF1). The record is from RefSeq and is a predicted model, not a curated record. The annotation marks the transcript as partial. Lineage: Eukaryota; Metazoa; Chordata; Aves; Passeriformes; Acanthisittidae. The transcript has 3 exons. Gene Ontology annotation, cellular component: nucleus.
UGCACCAAUGGACACCUGAUGUGCGCCGGGUGCUUCAUCCACCUGCUGGCGGACGCGCGGCUGAAGGAGGAACAGGCCACGUGUCCCAACUGUCGCUGUGAGAUCAGCAAGAGCCUGUGCUGCCGGAACCUGGCGGUGGAGAAGGCUGUGAGCGAACUGCCCUCGGAGUGUUGGUUCUGCACACAGCAGUUCCCCAGGUCCCUCCUGGAGCGGCACCAGAAGGAGGAAUGUCAGGACAGGGUGACGCAGUGCAAGUACAAGCGGAUCGGCUGUCCCUGGCAGGGGCCGUUCCACGAGCUGAGUGUGCACGAGGCCGAGUGUACCCAUCCCACCAAAACCGGCAACGAGCUCAUGGACAUCCUGGACGAGAUGGACCAGACGCACAAGAAGGAGAUGCAGCUCUACAACAACAUCUUCAGCCUCCUCAGCUUCGAGAAGAUCGGAUACACGGAGGUGCAGUUCCGCCCGUACCGCACGGAUGACUUCAUCACGCGCCUGUACUACGAGACGCCGCGGCUCACCGUGCUCAACCAGACCUGGGUGCUCAAGGCUCGCGUCAACGACUCGGAGAGGAACCCCAACCUGUCCUGCAAGCGCACCUUGUCCUUCCAGCUCAUCCUCAAGGGCAAGGUCAACUCCCCCAUGGAGUGCUCCUUCCUGCUGCUGGAGGGACCCUACGACGACGUGAAGAUCCACCCGGUGAUCUACCACUUCGUCUUCAGCAACGAGAGCAACGAGACAGAGUACCUGCCGCUGCCCAUUGUGGACUCGGUGGAGUGCAACAAAGUCCUGGCGGCCAAGAACAUCAACCUGAGGCUUUUUAUAUUCCAGAUCCAGAAGUAG